AUGCCAUCCCGCUCCGCCACGCCUCCCAUCCCCUUGCUACCCAUCCGAUCACAAUCUCAAGAUUCUGGGGAUCGAAGUGCCUCGGUGUUGGAGCAGGAAACCAGGAGGAAGGGCCACAGCCGGCGGUCUUCCUUGUCCUCGCACUCCGCCGCUUCAGACUUCUCGAUCUGGAGCGAUACCGGCGACCUCGCCGAGCAACUCGCCAACGAAGAAGAUCCUCUUCAGAUCGAACUGCGGAAGUCUGUCGAUGGUACCCAAUAUCGCCAGCGGUCCCGAGCAAAGAGGGUACAUUACUCUGAAGAGACUUCUCUCGCACAAGGUGGCAUAGAUAAGGAGGCUAUCGAAAUCCCGGCACUCGGUUCGCGACAGAUCUCCAAGACAGAACAGUUCUUGGCUAUCAUCAUGUCACCAGGCGCCAGAUCAAGAGCUCGUUCCCACGGGCUGGUGGGAAAACCACUUUUGUACUUUACUAGCGUUUUCGUUUCUCUCGGUGUGUUCCUCUUCGGUUAUGAUCAGGGUGUGAUGUCUGGCAUUAUUACAGAUUACUUUAAUCAACCGUCCCGAGCGGAAAUCGGCACUGUCGUUGCCAUCCUCGAGAUAGGAGCUUUAAUCGCAUCGUUGUUGGUGGGGAGAAUUGGCGACCUUAUUGGGCGCCGAAAAACUAUCCUCUAUGGAUCUAUGAUAUUCUUUGUCGGGGGCGCUUUGCAGACAUUUGCAAACGGUUUGCCCAUGAUGAUGCUUGGGCGCAUUAUAGCUGGUCUUGGCGUUGGAGCUUUAUCUACUAUUGUUCCUGUCUUCCAGUCUGAGAUCAGUCCCCCCCAUAAUCGGGGGAAGCUCGCCUGUAUUGAGUUCACUGGUAAUAUUUGUGGCUACGCUGCGAGUGUUUGGGUCGAUUACUUUUGCAGUUUCAUCGAUAACGACUAUUCCUGGCGUUUGCCCCUCCUUUGCCAAUGUGCCAUGGGCGCCCUUCUUGGUUUUGGUAGCAUUCUCAUUCCGGAAUCUCCCAGGUGGCUGUUAGACAAUGACCAUGAUGAAGAAGGCCUGAUUGUCAUUGCCAAUUUAUACGGUGGAGGAGACAUCCACAAUGAAGAAGCACGACAGGAAUACAGGGAUAUAAAAUUCGGCGUUCUCACUCAGCGACAAGAGGGAGAAAGAUCGUAUGCCGACAUGUUUCGUCGUUACUACAAACGUGUUUUGAUUGCAAUGUCUGCUCAAGCCCUGGCUCAAUUGAAUGGCAUCAAUGUUAUAUCAUACUACGCUCCGCUUGUCUUUGAGUCCGCGGGCUGGGCUGGCCGGGAUGCUAUCCUGAUGACUGGUGUGAAUGCAAUCACCUAUCUGGCAUCCACUGUGCCCCCGUGGUAUCUAGUUGAUGGAUGGGGCCGACGCCCCAUCUUACUAUGGGGAGCUGUUGCUAUGAUAAUUUCGUUGAGUUUGAUGUCAUAUUUUAUUCUUAUAGACGUGGAGGCAACUCCGACACUCACUGUCAUUUGUGUUAUGGUUUACAAUGCUGCCUUUGGCGCAUCCUGGGGUCCUAUUCCUUGGCUUUACCCUCCUGAAAUUCUGCCAUUGAGCAUCCGAGCCAAGGGAGCCAGCUUGAGUACCGCCGCAAACUGGGCUUUCAACUUUCUAGUUGGGGAGGUCACUCCGGUCCUCCAAGCAUUGAUUAAAUGGCGCCUGUAUCUGAUUCAUGCCUUUUUCUGUGCCUGCAGUUUUGUCGUAGUAUACUUUUUGUAUCCCGAAACGAGGGGUGUACGCCUUGAAGAUAUGAACGAUCUUUUUGGAGACGCCACCACUGCCAUGCCAACACCAGUAACACAAGCCGAACGCGACUCCUUGAUGGGAUUUAACUCACCCGUGCCUUCACUUGACCUUCCUCGUCACAACGGUCAAUUCAGUGCCGAGAGCGCAAUCCCCGGUCUUAACAUCGACCCACCAGCAAUCGGAGCAGACAGUCGUAGCAAGAAUAAUUCUCAGAAUGCGCCAAAUGACACUGAAAACCGCAAUGAGGGUCUUGGUGGUUGGAUAUCAAAUAUGUUAAAUCGAACCAAAGGCUCGUCCAAGGGCAGCCAAUACCGACCCGUCGAUCAGAAUGAAGAGGCAUAG
Messenger RNA from Talaromyces proteolyticus, 2103 nucleotides. RefSeq names its product putative MFS monosaccharide transporter. Gene Ontology annotation, cellular component: membrane. Lineage: Eukaryota; Fungi; Ascomycota; Eurotiomycetes; Eurotiales; Trichocomaceae. Gene Ontology annotation, biological process: carbohydrate transport; transmembrane transport. Gene Ontology annotation, molecular function: carbohydrate:proton symporter activity. Bases 1 to 2103 code for a protein of 700 amino acids. The record is from RefSeq and is a predicted model, not a curated record. The transcript is spliced from 7 exons.